AGAAAUGGAGAGAAACCUGAUUAUGGUGCACUUUCUUCACACCGUUGAGAUCUAUUUUUUUGCCAAAAAUCAUUAGAUUCAACACCCACCCUCUAAAGGCCUCAACCCUUCGAUUUGUCGUUAGUUGGUCAAAUCAUGUCGUGGACCCCACCAAGAAUAUCAUUCCAAAUUUCCAAUAAACAAGAGAAUGAAAAAAAUGAACGUUCUUCUUCCACAACUCUCCUCUCUCUUCCCCACCAUCCAUAUAUUUUCCCUUUGAGUCAGACCAAAGCCACUAGGAUUCCAUAAAAAUUUAAUUUUUUUUUACUAUUUUUUUCUGAAAGAGUUCUCAUUUUGGUGUCUAUUAUUUUUUCCGUUUCCCUUAUUUAUCAUGUUAUUUAUCUCUUGGAAACUUGUGGGCUAUGUAUUUAUGUGACACCUGAGUGCACUCUGCUCUCAUGUUUUAUAUGUGAAUUGGGAAGUGUGUGUCAAGUUUUGGUUUCUUAUUAUUGUCUUUUUUGUUUUAGCUUCUUCUGAGGUUUGUGGCUUGGUCUUGGAGAUUAGUUUUGUGAAGUGGGGGAUUGGAUACAAUGGGUAUUGAUACCAAUUUGGUGACUACUGUUAUUGGGUUUGGUUUGAGUGCAACUUUCAUUGUUUUUGUUUGCGCAAGAAUAAUUUGUGGAAGACUACGAGAGCGAUCACGGACUAUAUAUGAAAUUGAACCAAUAACAGAUAUAGAACGGGCAGAAUAUCAUGGUCAUGACCCUGCACCUGGUUUUGUAGCUGCUAUCCCCACUUUGAAUUUCAACCAUGAAGCCUUCAGUUCAAUUGAAACUACACAGUUGAGUCUAGUUUCCGGUCUCUACUCUCUAAUUCGUAGGUGUGUGAUAUGUUUGGCAGAGUACAAAGAAAAAGAACUAUUGCGCAUCAUACCAAAAUGUGGCCACACAUUUCAUCUUUCUUGCAUUGAUAUGUGGCUGAGAAAACAGUCCACAUGUCCAGUGUGCCGUUUGUCACUGCAGAAUGCUUUUGAAUCAAAACAUGCGAGGCAUGUAACAUUUACCAUCAGGCAUUCUCUUGAUGAGCCCAAUGCCCCAGAAAGGAACACAGAUAGUGAUCAGAGGCAAGUUGAACUUAAUUCUAGUAACAACUCUCAACAAUCAACUUUGGGAGAAGCAGAAGCUAGACAGUAAUGUAAGAAAGCUAAUCAAAGGAGUUGUUGUAGUGUGUGCCUAAUCUGUGUAUGUAAAGGAACAAGGCUAGUAACUCCCUAGAAAUACUAAUAGCACACUUAUUUAAUAUAUUUUUUAUUAGUAGUAAUCGAUAACAGAAAUAAAAGAAUUUAAAAUAAUUCAUA
This is a messenger RNA of Glycine soja, 1336 nucleotides long. Its product is annotated as RING-H2 finger protein ATL39-like. The transcript is spliced from 3 exons. Bases 570 to 1172 code for a protein of 200 amino acids. The record is from RefSeq and is a predicted model, not a curated record. NCBI's taxonomy places the organism in Eukaryota, Viridiplantae, Streptophyta, Magnoliopsida, Fabales, Fabaceae.